Messenger RNA from Mizuhopecten yessoensis (Yesso scallop), 2600 nucleotides. RefSeq names its product toll-like receptor Tollo. Gene Ontology annotation, cellular component: plasma membrane. Bases 406 to 2466 code for a protein of 686 amino acids. Lineage: Eukaryota; Metazoa; Mollusca; Bivalvia; Pectinida; Pectinidae. The transcript has 2 exons. Gene Ontology annotation, molecular function: protein binding. Gene Ontology annotation, biological process: signal transduction. The record is from RefSeq and is a predicted model, not a curated record.
ACGUGUAUGCUUAUACAAAGAUUUCUUCAUUAGAAAAGUGUUUUAUAUCUUGAACUUUUAGCACUUUUAACGAGCUGCUUUGGUACGCAAAUUUAAUCGUUUGCUGUUAACCUACAUGUACCUAAACAUAUGUGUAUAUAUUCUAUCAGAAACUUACCAUAGCGUUUAAACUAAUUUUGGCUUUAAUACUCAACGUAUUUUUUCUAUUUGGUACGCGCGAUGUAAUCAAGUACUUAAAUUAAAUUAAUGACCCUUAUGAUAUCAGUUCAGAGGUGGUCAUACAGUUUGAUUUUUUUGAAGCUACAACGAACGUAUAUUUCUAUUGCAGUUCUUGUAAAGGAUUGAUCUUGAAUAUCAAUGACUGAUAUCAUUUAAGACAAACAAGAAACGUGUUCGAAAAUCAUCAUGCCCGUUGGUGGGAGUGUAUACCGUUGUCUGUGGUUACUUCUGGCUUAUACUCACUUGUCCUUCUGCUGGCUGAAGUGUAACAACGAGGACCAACCGACUCAUACCCUGAACCAAACACUCAGCUUCCUAAACGAGACGUUGUUGGAUAUUUGCCGGCCUGGUGCAUAUAAUCUGUCAGCAGCCGACAACACCAUCCGCUCACUUACAGAAAUGUCCUUCAAGAAGAAUUCUGGUCUAUGUGUGUUUUAUAAUCUGAAAGGACUUUAUUUGACGAACAAUAACAUUGACAGUAUUGACGAUGGGACAUUUUCUUGUUUCCGACGGUUGAAAACACUGGAUCUGAGUUAUAACAAUAUGGUGACUCUUCCUCACGGUAUAUUCGAUGAUUUGUAUUACCUUGACGUGUUGGACCUUUCUUACAACUCAAUACAGGACAUAGACAGUUCAGUCUUUGGGCAUAACAAAUUAAUCUCCCUGACCGAAGUUUAUUUGCAAAGCAACAAACUUCAUACAUUCGAGCCAUGGGCUUACGUGUUACAGAAAAUCGUAAUAUUUGACCUUCAAAACAAUAGCAUUUCGAACUUCAGUAAUACCAUUGGAUGGAAAUUUGACUUGACAGAAUCGUCUCUCGCUAUGGUUAAUCUGAGGGACAACAAAAUGACGGACUGGCGGGAUGACUUCUUACUUCAGUACCACCCUAGCGGCGAUGUUGCCGUCGACAUCCAAUCGUAUAAAAUCGACUUCCGGAACAACCCAUGGAAUUGUGACUGUCACGUGCACAACAUCGUGAGCAAGUUCCAGAGUUCGUUUUAUAUGCACGUUAGGGGUGAGUUGUUACAGAUGAAGUGUAAGACACCAUACCAACUCUAUAACGAGGACAUGAUGUAUAUACCGAGACUGAAAGAACUGGUGUGCAAUAUAACAACAGAUUGUCCCGAAAGCUGUCUUUGUCAAAAACAGCCAGAAAAUCAGAUUUUAAUUGUCGACUGUAGCAGAAGAGGAUUUAGGUCACUGCCCUUACAACUACCCCCGCUGUCACCUAACUACACAUACGUAUUGAACUUCAGUUACAAUAGUAUCGCACAGGUAACAAAAAGGAGUUAUAUGCAUGCAAUUCAGAUUCUUGACAUGCAAGGGAACAGUCUACAGGAGAUAGAAUUAUUGGCAAUCAGCGAAACGCGUAAUUUAAAAUUUAUAGAUUUAAAGAACAAUUAUCUGAAAUCGAUACCCAACACAAUGCAGAAGAUAGUUUUCGAGAAGACAGAUUUGGGCAAUAACCCGUUUGUCUGUAGUUGUGAUAUGACCUGGAUGGCGGAAUGGAUAAAGCGGUCACCAGUUGACACACGGGGACGUGACAUGAAAUGCACUUUCGAGGAAGAAGAACAAUUCGCUAUCAUGCAAGUUACCAACAGUCUCCUAGAUUGUUCGUACGAUCUAGUUAUAGGACUGGCGGUAGGCUUCGGCGUCCUACUAGUGGUGGUGGUUGUUAUAGUGGUGUGGGCUAAACAAUGUCCGUACGAAACAAAGGUCCUGCUAUAUCGGUUCUUUGGUUUUCAUCCCAGAGAUAGAUACAUUGUUGACAAAGAGGUUGGAACAGAAAGCGAUAUCUACGUGUCCUUCGACGACGAAAAUAUCCACAUAAGACAAUGGGUAUUGAUGAAGCUGGCUGCUAAACUAGAGCCUACUUACAAGAUGUUCAUUCCCAUACGCGAUCUUCCUGUCGGGAAUGAUAGGGCCGAGGAAACGAUAACACAUUUGGAACGGAGUAAGAGGAUAAUCAUCGUUCUAUCGGACAGGUACGACAAACACGAAUGGUGCGCGUUUGAGUGUCAGAGAGCAGAAAUACUCGAUUUUAACGAGGGCAGAAUCAUUUACAUAAAAUAUCACGACAGCGUCGCUGAACUACUUAACGAAGAACCAUGGAGGUCGAGAGUUAAAAACAGAAAGAUGUUUUCUCCAGGAGGAAUGAAAUCAGAAAAGCGCUUGUUUUGGGAUAAACUAAAAUACGAACUUCCUAUAGUAUUGAAAAAAGACAGGAACUAUUAUUGUGCUGUUUAACAAUUACCGUAAAAGAUAUAUUUCCUUCGUUCGCUUAUCAUAUAAAUGGUAAUGCUUUCCUUUGGAAGACAAUGCAUCAAGCUGUGCGUUUAACAUUUAGUAUGAAUCUGUACCUUUAAAUGAAUCUUUUAUAU